Molecule: messenger RNA, 620 nt
Organism: Erigeron canadensis
Lineage: Eukaryota; Viridiplantae; Streptophyta; Magnoliopsida; Asterales; Asteraceae
Product: probable histone H2A.3
Exons: 2
Coding region: 97-498 (133 amino acids)
Cellular component (GO): nucleosome
Molecular function (GO): DNA binding; protein heterodimerization activity; structural constituent of chromatin
Source: RefSeq, a predicted model, not a curated record
UCUCGCAUAAACAAACCACUUUCCGAAAAUCUCCGUUUUUCCUUUCACCGUAAAAAUCUAAACAAAUUUUUCCGGCAACAAAUUCCGGUAAUCAAAAUGGCCGGAAGAGGCAAAUCUAUCGGAUCUGCAACCGCUAAAAAAGCCACAUCUCGUUCCAGCAAAGCCGGCCUUCAAUUCCCCGUCGGUCGUAUCGCUCGUUUCCUUAAAGCCGGUAAAUACGCCGAGCGUGUCGGUGCCGGAGCUCCUGUUUACCUCGCCGCCGUCCUUGAAUACCUUGCCGCGGAGGUGCUUGAAUUGGCUGGUAAUGCAGCAAGAGAUAACAAAAAGACGAGAAUUGUGCCGAGGCAUAUUCAAUUAGCGGUGAGAAAUGAUGAGGAAUUGAGCAAGCUUCUUGGUGACGUCACCAUUGCAAAUGGCGGUGUGAUGCCUAAUAUCCAUAACUUAUUGCUUCCAAAGAAGAUUGUUUCUUCAAAGUCAGUUGCAGAUGAUGAUGAUUAAAUAAUAUGUUUUCUUUUUGGAAUUGUAUUUGAUGGAUUAUUAUUAUUGAUCUGGUUUAUGGUAGUUUGUUAGGGUUUUAGUAUUAGUUUAUAUAAGGUUAAUGAAAAUCCUUUGGUUAUUAA